Molecule: messenger RNA, 891 nt
Organism: Daphnia pulicaria
Lineage: Eukaryota; Metazoa; Arthropoda; Branchiopoda; Diplostraca; Daphniidae
Product: deleted in malignant brain tumors 1 protein-like
Exons: 4
Coding region: 20-874 (284 amino acids)
Source: RefSeq, a predicted model, not a curated record
UAAUUCUUCUAUUAUCUUUAUGGACAGUAUGAAAAUAUUUAGGGGCAUUCCGAUGUUUCACGGCGAGUGUUCAAGAAUGCCCGCAAUUGAGUUUGCAAUUCAAAUACUUGUAGUUUUGCUACUGGGUGCUGGUGCGGUAAUAGGUGAGACGACUGAAAAAAAUGAAACCUUGAUAGCCAGUUUAAAUGUCACAGAAACAACAAGCUUUUGCGGAGGUUUUGUUACCCAUUCAUUUGGAAAUAUCACGUCUCCAAACUAUCCCUCAAACUACGAUGACAUGCUAAACUGUAAAUGGCAUUUCCAAGUACCCUCAUCUAACCGCAUCCUUUUCCAAUUCUACAAACUAUUUAGGACUGAACAAGGCUACGAUCGCGUUUCUAUUUAUGAUGGAAUCUCUAAUUCAGCCCGGUUGAUUGUCGAACUAACUGGAAAUGAUAGCCUAAGUCAAAUUUUUACAACUACUUCGAAUACGGCAACCGUUCGUUUCACCACGGAUAGCAGCUUAAAUUUCGCUGGUUUUGCUCUUUACUACUCCGUGGAUCCCAUUCCAGCAUGUGGAGGAGUCCUUUACACUGACGGAACAAUCGAAACACCUGACUUUCCAGCUCAUUAUCCAUCAUCGGCAAAGUGCCGCUGGAUCAUCACAGCUGACGUAAACAAGAAAAUUGUUAUUAAUUUUGAAUCUUUUCAAACUGAACCUGGAAGAGAUUUCUUAACAAUCAUGGACCCCAUAACGGAUUUACCUUUACUUAUUCACUCUGGAUAUAGCAUACCAGAUACAUUGUUAUCGCCUUCAAACCAACUUGUUUUAAUAUUUCAAUCAGAUCAUGUUAUAAAUCAAUCUGGGUUUGAACUGAAUUACAAGAUAAUAUAGAAAACUAUGACAUGAGU